Messenger RNA from Lathyrus oleraceus (garden pea), 2195 nucleotides. RefSeq lists its product as uncharacterized. The record is from RefSeq and is a predicted model, not a curated record. Lineage: Eukaryota; Viridiplantae; Streptophyta; Magnoliopsida; Fabales; Fabaceae. The coding region runs from base 470 to 1951 and encodes 493 amino acids. The transcript is spliced from 7 exons.
UAGAGUCUCGCUCAUAGACAGAAUUCCCAUUGCUAUCCUUGUCAACUCAAAUUAACCCACAAUAGAAAAUUCACAGAUUCAUUUUAUUUUCUCUCAUUGUUUCUUUUGUUGUCAUAUUUUCAAAAUAAAUUCUUCAACAUUUUCUUAGUUCUGAUCUUUUUCUCACCCAAAUUUCUUUUUUCUCUUGUUUCUUCAGCCAUCAUUCCACAAAACAAUAACCUCAACAAAAAAAACCACAACAGAAAACAGAAAAAAGGUAGGUUGGGUUAAAUGCUUCCAUUUUUGAAGCAGAGAUACAAAUCCAAUUGUUGAAAACACAUCGACCCAAUUGAAGAACUAUUUCAAAGUUUUCAUCUUUUGGUAUUCUGAGUAACAAGAAGCUUCAAACAUUAAAAGGAGUGCGCAGGGGAAAGGAAAUUACGGAUCGGGGAAAAUUGGUAAUUCAGAAGAGAUAAUUGGGUGUGCGUUCAUGAAAUCGUUGUUGAGAUCCGCCGUAAUAUUGGUUUUGCCGGCAGUGUUAAUUGUCGGCGCGUUGGUGUACACGCGGUUCAUCGAAACACCGGACAUUUUCUCCGGUGUUUCAUCUACCGAACCAAUCCUAAUCACCAAAGCAUACGAAACACCAAUAAAGCCCCUGAAUCAAAUUGAGAUUCCACUCAAUUGCAAUGGAUACAACCUCACCAAAACAUGUCCAUCUAACAAUUCUGAAAUUUCUUUCUUUAAUCAAGACCGUUCAUCUAACUCCACGUGUCCCGAUUACUUCCGUUGGAUCCACGAAGAUUUAAGGCCAUGGGCCCACACAGGAAUAACAAUGGAAAUGGUAGAGAAAGCAAAACCAACAGCAAAUUUCAAAUUAGUGAUAUUAAAAGGAAAAGUAUAUUUAGAAACAUAUGAGAAAGCUUUUCAAACAAGAGAUACUUUUACUCUAUGGGGUAUCCUACAAUUGCUAAGGAGGUACCCUAGAAUGUUACCUGAUUUGGAGCUUAUGUUUGAUUGUGUUGAUUGGCCUGUUGUUUCAAUUGGUCAAAAUAAUGUUAUUGACCCACCUCCACUCUUUCGAUACUGCGGUAACGAUGAUACAUUAGAUCUCGUUUUUCCUGAUUGGUCCUUCUGGGGAUGGGCUGAGGUUAAUGUAAAACCAUGGGAGAUUUUAUCGGGAGAGUUGAAAGAAGGCAACAAGAGGAUUUCAUGGGAUAAGAGAGAACCUUAUGCUUAUUGGAAAGGUAAUCCAAGUGUUGCUAAAACAAGACAAGAUCUAAUGGCAUGUAAUAUUUCAGACAAACAAGAUUGGAAUGCUCGUUUAUAUGCUCAGGAUUGGGGACGAGAGUCACAGGAAGGGUACAAGAAAUCAGACUUGACAAAUCAAUGCACUCAUAGAUAUAAGGUGUACAUAGAAGGGUCAGCUUGGUCAGUGAGUGAAAAAUACAUUCUAGCAUGUGAUUCUCCCACUUUACUUGUGAAACCUCAUUAUUAUGAUUUCUUCACAAGAGGGUUAGUUCCGGUGCAUCACUAUUGGCCCAUUCAGGAAGAUGAUAAAUGCAAGUCCAUUAAAUAUGCUGUGGAUUGGGGCAACACUCACACUAAAAAGGCACAAAAUAUUGGAAAAGCAGCAAGUGAUUUCAUUCAACAAGAGUUGAAGAUGGAUUUUGUGUAUGACUAUAUGUUUCAUCUCUUAAAUUCCUAUGCUAAACUCUUUAGAUACCAACCCUCCAUAAGUGAUAAAGCUGUUGAACUAUGUGUGGAAUCAAUGGUGUGUAAUGCACAAGGAAUAGAAAAGAAAUUUAUGUUGGAAUCAUUGGUCAAGGGCCCUUCAAACACUGAUCCAUGCAUCAUGCCUCCACCUUAUGAUCCUCCAUCUUUGCAAACACAAAUAAAAAGAAAACAAAGUUUAAUUGAACGAAUCGAAUACAAGGAGAAGAGUUAUUGGAAGAAAAAAAAUGUGACAUCGUAAUGUAUAUUUUUAUUACGGAAUUUUAAUGCAAGUGGUUGAUACGUUGAACAUAUGAAUGUUGUAAACCCUUCUAUUACGACUUUGGUUUUUAAUCAUUGCAAAAAAAAAUGUCAUCAUUGUUAGAGAUUAAUGUUUAUCCCUUCCCACAUAGAGUUUUGGGGUAGACAAAAUUUUUGUAUCCAUUGUCUCGUAUAUAGUUUGCUAAAUAAAAUAUAUCUACAAAAAGUAGUACUAUGCUUCAUCA